Closterium sp. NIES-67 is the source of this 3195-nucleotide messenger RNA. The record is from the annotation of a GenBank genome assembly. Lineage: Eukaryota; Viridiplantae; Streptophyta; Zygnematophyceae; Desmidiales; Closteriaceae.
UAGCCACUGUCACAAACACUCUGCGGCCGGACGCCUUUCGUCGCGCUCGCAUUGGCCUUGGCAGUUCCACCACUCUGUAGGCGCCGUCUACCCAUUAUCUUCCGUUCACGUAGCCCGCGAGGUCUCAUUGCGCAGCGUUCGUCCCUCUAAGCCUGUCCGUUUCGACUAUCCGGUAACUGCCCACAAACCAUGGGCAACGCAGUCCCCUAGUAGCGCCAGCAGAAUCCAACAGGAUUGAGCGGAUAGCAGUCUCCAUUAUCAGUAAUUAGUCAUUCGCGCCGCGCCUCGCGAUGGACGACUCGAGGGUGGGAGUACAGCGGAAAUCAGGCCUCGCCCUCCAUGGCCGCAGCAUCAGCGCAAAGGAGUCGAGCCGCGUGCUGCUUGCGGGAGCUCAAGCGUCCGAAAGCCUCACCCGCACGACCACCCUAUACCAUCCCACCCACGCCUACAGCCACUACCCACCGGCGGACGAACCAAACCUAGCUUCGGUAGACUUCCGAGCCUGGCUCGCAGACCAGGUGAAGUUCAGCCGGAGCCUCGUCAUCCCGCAGGUCCCGGAGAAGCCGAGCUUCCUCGAGACGUUCGCGCCGUUCAAACUCUUGGGGCGCGUGGGGAGCAAGAAGGCGCAGUGCACGGUGGCGAUGCACGUGCACGGGGUGGACAACUUCCCCAAGGACUUUGAGGGCAAGGAGCUCGUCGUGCAGUGGCUGCGCCGCGGCAUGUCCGUCGGCACGAGCCCCAUGGUGGUCCACCGCGGCGUGGCGCGCUUCGAGCAGACGUUAACGAUGUCGUGCACCAUGUUCUUCAACGCUGGCGCGCAGGGGACGGUGAAGUUCAAGCGGAAGGCGUCCACGCUCUGCGUGCAGAUGCUGAAGCCCUCCGGGAUUGGCUACGUCGCGGAGCUCGGACGGCAUUCCGUGGAUCUAGCGAAGCUGCUGCCCGCGGCGCUGCACGAGAGGGAGGGCCAGCCGGUGACGCUGAGCUUCCAGCUCGCGGGGUUGGCGGAGGGGGCGGUCAUGGUUGCGACGUUCGGGUACGAGUUACAACUCGCCCGAGGCGUUUCGUACAUCGCACGAGUUGACACGAAGUCGUUCCGCCUGUACGCCGCGACCGCGAUCGCCGCGGCCGCCGCUGCGGUGUCGCCCACCGGCAGCCCGCAGGGGAGCCCACAGGCCAGUCCGCGCGGCGGGAAGGACAAUGACGAAGCGUCGCCGAAGAAGAAAAAGCUGUCGUUCUCCCUCUACCAAGCGCCGGCGGACCGCUCCGCUGCACCGCAGAGCGCGCGGGGCCAGGGGGACGCGCGCGGGACCCGCGCGGGCCCGCUGAUGCGGAUGAUUUCCGGGGGGAGCGCGAUGCGGACGGUGGUGGAGGAGGAGGAAGAGGAGGAGGAGAAGGCGAAGGGGAAGGAGACGCGGACGGCGGGGGGAAAGGGGCCAGGCGGAGUGGGUGGAGUGGAGACGGUGGGGGAGAAGGAGGCGAAGGGGGAGGGUGACGCGGUAGAUCUGGCGGACGUUCUUGCGGAGGGGGAGGGGUUGAAUGACGAGGAGGAGGAGGAAGAAGAGGAUGAUGAGGAUGAGGAGGAAGAUGAGGAGGAGGACGAUGAUGAUGAUGACGACGAUGACGAGGAGGACGAGGAGGACGAAGAGGAGGAGGAGGAGGAGGAGGAGGAGGAGGGGGGUGUGGAGGUGAAAGAGGUGAUGGCGGGAUACGCGGUAGAGAGGGACUCGAGCAUUGAGCGCACGGUGCGCGUGGAUCCGGGCACGGCCGCCACCACGGCCACCAGCAGCGCGUUUUCAACCGCCUCUACCACCACGUUUGACUCGGCGAGCUCAACGGGCGACGGCAGGUCGCAGCAGUCGCAGGGGUCGCAGGGGUCGCGCAUGGCGCAGGCGAUGCGGGAGUUCGAGUGGACUCUGCAGGCGGAGCACUCGAAGCUGCACACAGCCGCGCCCGCGCCCGGGGACGAGCGCAAGGGGCUGGCGUGCGACGGCGACCUCGUGCUGAGCUGCGAAGACGCGUAUAACGGGGAUGCAGCGAAAGCGGGAGGCGGGGCAGGGGAUGGGGGCGGGGCAGGGGAUGGGGGCGGGCUGGAGGAGGAGAUGGACCUGGUGUCGGACGAGCUCAUGGAGCUGCUCUUGCUCUCGGGCGCGCUGGACGGUGGGGCGGGUGGGCUGGACGGCAUGGGCGGCGAAGGGGAUGACGAGGAGGAUUUAGGCGUGGACGGAGGCCUGCUGGGAGUGGCGCAGGGGCUGCUGAGCCCCACGCGCCAGGCGUCGAGCCGAGUGGGGAGUAACAGUGUGAGUAUGAGUGAGAGGGAGGGGGAGGGGGAGGGGGAAGGGAACUGGGCGGACGGGGGUGGGGAGGUGUCGUCUUUCGCAGGCGAGGAAGAGGAAGAGGAGGAAGAAGAAGAGGAGGAAGAGGAGGAAGAGGAAGAAGAGGAUGUGUUUGACGGGGAAGGAGAGCGAGGAAUGGCGAUGUGCAAUGGUGCUGGGAGGGAGGGAGCGCAGGAGGAGGAGGGGGGCGAGGGCGACGACGACGAUCCGUUGUCGUUUAUGGUGAGGGAGGCGGAGGAGGAGCAGCAGAAGGCGGAGAUCGAGGAGAAGAGCCGCCGCAAGGCGCGCCUGCUGGAGAGCGAGGAGGAGGCGGCGCUCAUGCUGCAGUUCCGAGGGAAGUCCGGUACUGGCGGUGCUGCUGCUGCUGCUGCCUUUGCUGCUGAUCUUGCCCCUCCCACUGCAUCCGCUGCUGCCGCUCCUGCACCUGCUGCUGCUGCUGCUGCGGCUGCGGCUGCGGCUGCAGCGGAUGGUGAUGCGGGUGGCUCCGCUGCUGCGGGCAGCAGCAGUGCGCUGGUGGUGGCGGGGAGAGGCAGGGGCGCGCCCAGCACCGCCUCAGCCUCCACCACUUCCGCUUCUUCUGCUGCAUCUGCUCCCCCUGGUCGCAAGCGCUGGGGUGCAGCGGGGCCGCUGGCCCUAGGAGGGCGGGGCAGAGGCACCAGCAGCAGCAGCGCUGGCACGCUUGUGCCCAGUGGCCGCGGUAGGGGGACGCUGGGCGCGGGACGGGGGGCAGGGGGAAGGGGGCCGGCUGACAGUGCAGGAGAGAGUGAAACUGCUGGAGAGAGAGAAGGCAGGCGGGUGGCGCGAGGGGGGGAAGGGGUGGGGGGAGGAAGAGGAGGUGCAGAAGGGACUGGGAGUGGGGGAG